GUUGUCUUCAGGGUCACUAGUGGCCAAACGUACGACUAAUAUGUAGUCAAGGUUACUUGAGGAAAAAUGAGUACAUUUGACAAAAUAUAUCGUAGUGUAGUGCCAAUAAAGUUUUUCAGUGAAGGAUGGGGUGCUCCUGAUACCUUGAUAAGGUUGAUAGAAAAUAUGAAAGUUGUGACUAAUCGAAAUAAAUAUUGUUCAGUGAAGAUCAGCGCAGACGUUCAUAUUGAAAAAAAAACUGAGAACAACCGCACUAUACAGAUCGAAGGGUCAUUCAUGUCUCCAUUCGAUUCAGUUAUAUCUAAUGCAUUAAAAGGUGAUAACAGGAUCGCAAGGUUUCAAAUGAUCAUUCCUAAGAAGUGGCCCACAAAUUAUCGCGCAGUUUGUGUACACUUUUCUGGAACCGGUGAUCAUAACUAUUAUAGGAGGAGAAUUUUUCUCGCCAAUAAUUUAAUAAAAGACGGAAUAGCGUCCAUCAUCUUGAUGAAUCCGUUUUACUCUAAGCGCAAACCCGACGAUCAACAAGGUUCUAGUCUGAAUUUUGUUUCUGAUCUGUUCGUCAUGGGCGGAGCUUUAAUUAUGGAAUGCAGCGCAUUGUUAGAAUGGUGUGAGCGUAAUGGCUACGGACCGUUUGCACUUCACGGAAUUUCAAUGGGUGGUUAUAUGUCAUCCUUGUGUGCAACCGUUUGGCCGAAACCUAUUUCCCUAAUUCCUUGCUUGUCUUGGACUUCAGCAUCAUGCGUGUUUUUAGAGGGCAUUUUAUCGAAUACAGUAGAUUGGCCUGUGUUAACAAAACAAUAUUAUUCUGAUUCUGUAUAUUCUGAUGUAAUCCGACCUCGAAUUCAACCACCUAUUCCAGAAUUCUAUAAAACAACUGAUGAAACUUUUAAUGAUAAUUUGGGUGACAAUCUUCAAUAUUCAACCAUUUCAAUAAACUCUUUACAUUCGAAGCACUCAAAUCCUGUAAAUGUUGCUCCUUUGGCUACAUUCUCAAAACAAUUGGAUUCACGUUUACAUCCUAUUAAAAGAAAUCCUUUAAAAUCAUCAUACUCAAGUUUUCAAGUUCGUGAUCUAUUGUCUCAGUUUAUUAAUAUAUCUAAUUCAACCUCCCAGUUAUCGUCAUCCCAUUCUAAUACACACAAAUUUACUAUUGCUCAGAAGUUUCUUCCCAGCUUUAUAUACACCGGUCUUCCGAAUUCUUUGUCUACAUUUAAUUUCAAUACAGUUUUUCGUUAUCAGUGGAAUAGUUAUCGAUGGCAUAAAGAAAUUUCAUUACUUCCACGUGUUUCUUUACCAAGUGUUAGUUUUCCGCGUACAGAUUUAUCACCAGAUCCGGAAGUUCGACAGUUUCUACGUGAUCUUCUAGACUAUUUUACUCAUUUAGGAAAUUUUUCUCCAGUAAUAGAUUCUCGACUUGUUCUAUCUGUUGCAGCUGAAUAUGAUGCAUAUGUUCCAAGAGGUAGUGUUUGUUCACUGAAAAAAGUAUAUCCUAAUGGUGAAAUUCGUUAUUUGCCACAAUCUGGUCAUGUUGGUGCUUAUGUGAAAAAUUCUCUUUGGACAAAUGAUUUCAGAAAAGCAAUAAGUGAUUGUUUAAAUCAACAAGUACAUUUAUAUCAUCAUGAACCUGGACCAUUUGGUCGAAUGAACACAUCUCGUAAGAAUAUUCAACUUAUUAAACGUUAGUUUCUAUAUAAAUUUACUAUGCUGUAUAGAUAAAACAUUAUAGGUUUCUUUGUGUUAUUAUCAUCAUUAUUUCUUGAUUAGUCACUUUCCGCUCUCUGUCUUCUGUAAACUGAUUUAUCAGUAACUUGUUUGUUCUUCCAAAAUGCUUUUACUAUUUAUAGCACAUAGUUUAUAAAUAUUAUUUCACCUUGGGUUUACUAUUCUUACCAAAAUAAAUUUGUCUAUUUCCCUA
Schistosoma intercalatum is the source of this 1915-nucleotide messenger RNA. The record is from the annotation of a GenBank genome assembly. Lineage: Eukaryota; Metazoa; Platyhelminthes; Trematoda; Strigeidida; Schistosomatidae.